UUCCUUCAGCCAGAAUCCCCUUCAUUACUUGCUCAGAAGGUCCAGUUCUCUGGGUGCUGGUGGAGAUGCCCGAGCAGAGAAGGCGCCAGAUUCGCGGUUCACAAAGCUCACCUGAGAGGGAGAAGCUGGGCGACGAUGCCCUGGUGGCCCGCGCCAGGCCCGAGACAGGGGUCGCCAGGGCAGCAGUCGCCCUGGCGGGGGCAGCCUCCCCUUCCGCUGCUAAGUCCUGGCCUGGAGCUCAGAGUGUGUUGGCGGCCUCGCCGAGACGCCCGGCUGAGGUUGGCGUGACCUUUGCAGACAUUGCCCUGUACUUCUCCAGGGAAGAAUGGCAUCUCCUUGAUGAAGCUCAGAGACGUCUGUACCUGGAUGUGAUGCUGGAGAACUUUGAACUUAUAUCUUCACUGGGUUGCUGCUGUGGAACAGAGGACGUGGAAGAACUGAUUGAACAAAACAUUUCUGUAAGAGUGGUACAGGCAGAGAAUCCCAAGGUGGCUUUGUCUUCCCAGAAGAGCCACCCAUGUGGGAGUUGUGGGCCAGUGCUGAGAUACAUUUUCCACUUGACUGAAGAGCAGGGCACACAACACAGCCAGAAAUCAUUGCGGUGUGCAGCAUGUGCAAAACCAUUUUACAUCAGUACAAAGUGUCACCAGUACCAAGAGCACAAUGUGAGAGAGAAGCCUUUCGGAAGAGGUGGGGACAGGAUCCUACUUGCAGAGGGCUGCAAUGUCAGUGUGUCCCAGAAGCUUUUUAUCUGUGGGGAGUUUGGACAGGACAUUCUCACCAAGUCAGAACAUCUCCAACAAGAGGCUACACACACCAGGGACAGGCCAAAUGAAAUCUCACCAUAUGGAGGAGACACUAUUCAAAACGGAGAAAAUUAUUUCACCCUCAGUGAAUGUAAAAAACCCAUUGGCUGCAACCAUGCCUAUGUUCAAAAGAAGGAUGUCCAUACUGGAAGACAGUGUUUUGUGUGCCAUGAUGGUGGAAAAAAUGUCUCCAGAAUUUCUAGGUUUUGUUAUUGUCAGAGAGUUCCCAGUGGAGAAAAGCCCCAUCAGUGCAGUGAAUGUGGGAAAUCUUUUAAAAAGUUGUCUCAACUUCGUUGUCAUCAGACAGUUCACACUGCAGAAAGGCCUUAUCAGUGCAGUGUAUGUGGGAAGUCUUUUAAAAGAAGAAGUAGCCUCUAUUUGCAUGAGAAAAUUCACACUGGAGAAAGGUCUUAUGAAUGUAGUGAAUGUGGGAAAUCUUAUCUGACUAAAAGUGCCCUUUGCUCUCAUAAGAGUCGUCACACUGGAGAAAGGCCUUAUGAGUGUAGUGAAUGUGGGAAAUCUUUCUUUCUAAAGAGUGUACUUCAUUGUCAUGAAAGAGUUCAUACUGGAGAAAGGCCUUAUGAGUGCAGUGAAUGUGGGAAAUCCUUCUUCCGAAGGCAUGAAUUUCGUUGUCAUCAGAAUAUUCACACAGGAGAAAAGCCUUAUGUGUGCAGUGACUGUGGGAAAUCUUACCACAGUAAAACUGGCCUUCGUUGUCAUCAGAAUAUUCACAUGGGAGAAAAGCCUUAUGUGUGCAGUGAAUGUGGUAAAUCUUACCACAGUAAAACUCGCCUUCGUUGUCAUCAGAAUAUUCACACAGGAGAAAAGCCGUAUGUGUGCAGUGAAUGUGGGAAAUCUUAUCACAGUAAAAGUGGCCUUCAUCGUCAUCAGAGUAUUCACACAGGAAAAAAGUCAUAUGAAUGCAGUGAAUGUGGAAAAUCUUAUCACAGUAAAACUGGCCUUCGUAGUCAUCAGAUUCUUCACACAAGAGAAAGGCCUUAUGAGUGCAGUGAAUGUGGGAAAUCUUACCGUAGUAGCUCUGGCCUACGUUAUCAUCAGAAUUUUCACACAAGAGGAAAGCCUUAUGUGUGCAGUGAAUGUGGGAAAUCUUAUUGCAGUAAAAUUAGCCUGCACUAUCAUGAGAGAUUUCACACAGGAGAAAGGCCUUGUUAGUACAGUGAAUGUGCAGAAGGUCUUAGAUAUUAGGACAUGUACAGGAUUUUACUUUCAUGGUAAAAAUAACAGAAUUCUGUGAAGCCUUGGCUGAACCAUAUCUCAUACAGCCAAGCACCAACAGUAAGGAGGUUCCCAUGAUAACCUCUCAUUUGUGAAGCCUGUGUGUCUGUGUUGCACUUUCUUGAUUUACCCAGGUAGUUUGCCAGGUCCAUGUCACUGCAUAUUUCUGUUGAAGGUAUAUCCUGUGUACCAUCUAUAAUGUUCCAAGAGAUUCCAUGAGUCAUCAUGGUUGAUGUGGCCAGAAAAGGUAACUAUUGUGUGAUUUGUUGGAGAAAAUGAGGAGUAGCCUAACUUUUUAGGUCUUUUUUCCUUGUACUCCCACUACUUGGUGCAGUGACCUGACUCAAUUUUGGCCCAGAAAACAUCAUCUGAAUUCAGAUGUCAGCUUGUAGGAGGACUGCAUUUUUGUGGAACAUGCUCAUUUUUACAUAGGCAGAGAUCGUUUUUGAGUGUGCAGAAUACCAAUGACAGAACUGCCAAGCUAAUCUCUCUUGGCUUGGUAAGAUAAUGGAGAAGUUUUUUCCAAGUCUUCUUUAAUCUUGGGUGCUCUACUUAUUGUGUGGGAUAGUUCAUAAGCAGUUUUGGGCCCCACAAGCAUCAAGAAGUGAACAACUUUUAUGUGUGUCUCAACUUUCUCUGCCUCUGUGGGGACAGUUUGGUGCAGAAAUCAACGCAGUGGUUUUUGCCAGACUGCAUUCCUGCUCAUAUCCCCUCAGGAAGACUGUGGGCUGUCUAGUUCUUAGGAGAAGCUUAAAUGCUGUGAGUUUCAGAAGACAUGGAUGCCACUGCAAGGAAAGGGUAGGUAUGACAACCUCAAUAUGUCUGGGAACAGCAUGAAUUUUUUUCAUGUAAAGGAUGGUAAUAUUAUUGCAGGGAAUCUCUGGCCCAGGCCUUCCAAAGUGCCAUGUGCCAUAAUGUCGGCAAUUCCAUGGGGGGUGGCCAAGUGGUAGCACCAUAGAGGUGAGGGAAACUGUGAUUGCAAUAGAAACACUGCUGUGACAGGUGCUGGAGGAGACUGAGGCAACUAGACAGAAUGUUCAUUUUCUCAGUGUUUAUCCAGAAACGUUUCUGAGAAAAAGAGUAUAGGAUCAGUGUGUACACAAAAGGCAGGAUCUGCAGGAAUAUUUAUCUCUGUUGAUUCAGUCAUUGUCAUUGAAUAUAAUCAGCAGGUUUUGUGGCCCCGAACAGGUAGCUCAGUUGGGUAGAGUAUCAUGUUGAUAUGUCAUGGUUCUGAUUUGAAUUCUUGGUAAGGACACAUAUAAGAAGCAAGAAAUGAAUGCACAUGUAGUAGGACCAAAAAUCCAGAUUUUUCUUUCUUCCCCUCCCACCCUCCCUCUCUCUGCCCACCUCUUUUCUCCCUUUCCUCCUCUGUCCCCUAC
Messenger RNA from Phyllostomus hastatus (greater spear-nosed bat), 3421 nucleotides. RefSeq names its product zinc finger protein 211-like. Gene Ontology annotation, biological process: regulation of transcription by RNA polymerase II. The transcript is spliced from 3 exons. The coding region runs from base 66 to 1979 and encodes 637 amino acids. NCBI's taxonomy places the organism in Eukaryota, Metazoa, Chordata, Mammalia, Chiroptera, Phyllostomidae. The record is from RefSeq and is a predicted model, not a curated record. Gene Ontology annotation, molecular function: RNA polymerase II cis-regulatory region sequence-specific DNA binding; DNA-binding transcription factor activity, RNA polymerase II-specific.